AUGACCUUGGAACCGGGAGACCAGAUCCUCGCCGUGAAUGGAGAAGACGUAAGUAACGCGGCGCGGGAGCACGUGAUAUCAGCGGUACGGGCGUGCACCGAUCGGGUCACUUUACGAGUAUGCCAGCCGGCGAGGAGCGGCAACCCCAUGAGGAGGUCCGCGCUCCUGUCUGCGGCGAAGAGAGCCAGGCUGAGGGCGAGACCUCCGAGGGUACGGUUCGCAGACUCGGUGCAGCUAAAUGGAGCGCCCAUGUAUCCGCCAUCAGCUUUUUCUCUCGGCGACCUAUGUCUCCCGCCAAUGGCAAACGUCCUCAAAGUAUUCCUGGAGAACGGUCAGACCAAGUCCUUUAAAUACGACGCGACCACCACAGUGGCGGAUGUGGUGUCCAAUUUGAAGGACAAGCUAUGCAUCACCGCGAUCGAACAUUUCAGUCUAGUGGUCGAACACGUCAAGAGUUUGAGGAGAAACAAAUUGACGCUUCUAGAUCCAAAAGAAUCAUUGGCACGGAUCGCAGCCCGGCCGGGCUCGCACAAGAUGCGGUGCCUGUUCCGCGUGGUAUUCAUGCCCUCGUCGGCGGCGGAGCUGGCGCAGCGCGACCUGGCGGCGCUGGAGUACCUGUACCUGCAGUGCUGCAACGACGUGGCGCAGGAGAGGUUCGCGCCCGAGCUGCAGCCCGACGUGGCGCUGCGCCUCGCCGCGCUGCACGUGCACCAGCACGCGCUCGCCAACAACCAAACGCCCGCCAAACUCACCGUCAAGGCUGUCGAAAGAGAGUUCGGGCUAGAGCGUUUCGUGCCAAGCGGACUACUAGAAACUAUGAAGAGGAAAGAACUGCGACGACUUCUAGCACAUUUUCUAAAGCUCAACGCCCACAUGACGGGCGGGCAGCGGCAGCUCACGCAACUUCAGCCUCAAUCGAUAGCAUCGCUGGAGGAGGUGGAGGGAGUGAGGGUGCGGUCUGAGGGGGGCACGGGAGGCGCGGGCAGCGCGGACGUGGCCAUAUUCCUGCAGCGGGACCGCGUGCUGGCGCUGCUGAUGGACGAGCGGGACGCCACCGAGAUGCCGCUGGUCAUUGCUGGAUACUACCGGUUGGCGACCGGCAAGGAACUAAAUGUGGAGCUAGAGAGAGAGCCGGUCACCGAAGAUAUAGCGCCACCAUAUUUAUCUCAACACAACGUAGUGCCAGCGAAAUGGAGCUAUUUACACUAUCACGACCAAAACGUGCUAUCUAAAAAACACUUCGCCAUCUUUAGUAUGCCGCCUCCCUACCACUCAACACCGGACAAGUCUGACUUGGACUCAAACAUGAAUACCACUAUCACCAACAGAAAUAGCAGUGCCAACUCCAGUCCGCUCAUUGGUUACGACUCAAAAUCUGGUCUACUCGGUCACGACCUCCAUUUUGACAAAUGUAAAAGAGCCGAAGAAUUCAGACUAUUUGACGCCAAUGAUUCCUGUUAUUUAGACGACGGUAUGGGUUUCGAUCUUCAAAGCGUUCUAUCCAUGGAACUCUUAGAGAAUGCAACAAAUAACCCUAAACUAGUUGAGGCUAAAAACGAAGAAGUUUUGAGGAGAGUUGCGGAAAUGCAAAAACUAGUAGAAAACUCGGAACAAUAUUUGACUGAAAAUUGUGAUGUUUAUAAUGAUGACAUAUAUAAUGAUGGAAUUUUAAGAGACGAACUAGUAGGUAAAGAAACGAGUGUAGAUAAUAUAGAAAGUGAUACGGAAUCCAAUAAUAGUAAGAUGUCGGCCGCUGACGACGCUCCUGGUAUUUUGAAACAUAGUGACUCUUUAUUACUUUUAACUGAAACUAUUAAUCAAGGCUUAAGUGUUUUGACUGUACCGGAAACUGAGAAAGACAAUAACAGUGCUAGUUUAACUACAAGACAAUCUCAAGGUCUCAGUGCUAUUUUAAAUAAUUGUGGUCUAACCGACGCUUUAUUAGCUUUAAACAGUGAUCUCUGUCAUUCCGAAAGUGAUAAUGAUUCCCUUUAUACACCAACCAGUAGUCCCAUUAGAAAACAUCAGAAUAAACCCACUCCUAAUAAAAUUGUUAGAACUAGUUUCGGGUUGCAUAGCCCAGAUACAAUACAAGACAAUAAAGAACCAAAUCUCAAGGAGUAUUUAAAACAACUAAAAGAGAAAAGCAGUCAGGAAGAUACUAGAACAGCUGAAGUUCCGUUCUUCUAUCAAGAGGGUAUGGUCGACAAUGACGCGGAACUUAUAGACUUAACACUUAUUCCACCACCUCAAACUCCCGACGAACUAGAUUGUGCUACUCAAGUGCCUCAAAUUUUGCCAGUUGUACCACCCUCUUUUGCUGAUGAAAAAGAAAAUGUACAAACACCGAAAACGAAUGAACUUGAGGAAUUUAUAGCUAAUGUUACAAUACAACCACCAACUGUGAAAGUUACACCUGCAAUCGAGUUGACUCCAGAAGAGAUAUUAUCUUAUAUCAUUCCCCCUCCACCUGGAUCAAAUUCGUCAACUUUAGAUAGAGAUCAAGUUAGAUAUGUGAAUCAUACACAAUUACUUGAAGCGAAAAAUGCUCAAAAUAUUAAUUGCGAUGUAAAACAAAGCAACGGAGAAGUAGUUAAAGGCACGCUGAGUGUCAGUGAGAUUAGAAAUAUGUUCACCGCCAAGAGUUUAAGUGAUGCUAGAAAUAGUCUUUUACUAAAAGAUAAGAAUAAAACGCAAACACAAAAUAAAUCUGAUUCACCAAAAGGUAAACGAAAAAGCUUGUCAGGGGAUAGACAGUCUAAUGGAACAACUCAUGUAAUAGAAUAUCCAACCGUUGAAAGAAAAGGUAUGUUCUCAUGUUGCAGUAAAGAUAAAAAUAAAAGCGAUGACAGUUGUGACGAAUCAGAGAAAGCUGAAACUCUCAAAGAAAAUUCUGAUUCGAUGCCCGAUGUAUGCGAAAUAAGGCCACCACCUAGAAGAAAAAGUUCGGAAAUACGUAAACCUCCAGAGAGACCACCGAAAACCCCACCUGCACCCGCUCCCAGGCCGCGGUCUAACUCAUUCACUUGUCUGAAUAACGAAUUGACUGCGGUCGAAAUACCUAAUAGCCAUUUUAGCACUUUGAAUAAUAGGAAACUAAACUACAAAGUCGUUUGCGAAAUAAACGAGCAGGCAACGCGGGGCCCGCCUCAACUGCCGCCGAGAUUAGAAAAUAAACCUCUCGCUCCCCCACCGCCUCUAUUACUGCCUCCGAAAAAGCCACCUUUACCUCCGGUUCCUAGUGUGGAAGUCCUGCGAAUGAAGAAUGCACAGAAACAGUCUCCUUUAAGAAAUGCAGAACAGAGACUAGCCAGUAUCGGCUCCCCGCACUUUCAGCGGAAUUUAAACACGUAUAGGAACCUUGAAAACGAACACAGAAUUACAGACGAGGAGUCGACAAACAUCAGAUCCUCACAGAAUUACAGUUCGAUGACGUUGCAGACUCGACACGUGCGGUCACAUUCGGAAACGAAGAACACUAUUUUGAAAAACAAAGAAAUGACAGCCUUAUCUUUGUGUUCACCUCAAAUGAACAGGAGAUUCAGUAAUCGUCCUGAUCUUUUGAACGGGGCACCGACAAAUGAUAAAGUGUUCAGUCCGCCGUUGUCCGAACGGAAAGCGUUCCGCGUAGAGAACUCCAGUCCGACGCCUAAAGUCCAGAAUCACGUUCGAUUUAAAGAUGACGUCGUAGAUGAUAUCCCGACGCCUCCUUCGCCGCCUACUGUGAAAUUUCCUGAGUUUUCAGCGGGGAACAACGGGCACGUGUCAGUGGAGAGUUUGCUUUGUAAAACGGAGGUGGCAGUGGAGGGAUUACUGCAGCGACUUCACGGCGCCGCACAGAAAUGUUCGCACCAACACGCUCACGGCGGGGGAGAGGACAUCGACGAGAUUAAGUUCCAGCGCGCUCGAACCGAGUUGACCUCAUGCGCAGUAUCGCUGGUGGGCACGUCCCGCACGCUGGUGGGGGCGCUGGGCACGGCGGGCGCGGGGGCGGGGGCGGGAGCUGCGCUUGCGGACUGUCUCGCCCCGUUGCGACGACUCACAGAUCUUGCUCAGGGAAAGCCUGUACGGUCACAUUCGGAAACGAAGAACACUAUUUUGAAAAACAAAGAAAUGACAGCCUUAUCUUUGUGUUCACCUCAAAUGAACAGGAGAUUCAGUAAUCGUCCUGAUCUUUUGAACGGGGCACCGACAAAUGAUAAAGUGUUCAGUCCGCCGUUGUCCGAACGGAAAGCGUUCCGCGUAGAGAACUCCAGUCCGACGCCUAAAGUCCAGAAUCACGUUCGAUUUAAAGAUGACGUCGUAGAUGAUAUCCCGACGCCUCCUUCGCCGCCUACUGUGAAAUUUCCUGAGUUUUCAGCGGGGAACAACGGGCACGUGUCAGUGGAGAGUUUGCUUUGUAAAACGGAGGUGGCAGUGGAGGGAUUACUGCAGCGACUUCACGGCGCCGCACAGAAAUGUUCGCACCAACACGCUCACGGCGGGGGAGAGGACAUCGACGAGAUUAAGUUCCAGCGCGCUCGAACCGAGUUGACCUCAUGCGCAGUAUCGCUGGUGGGCACGUCCCGCACGCUGGUGGGGGCGCUGGGCACGGCGGGCGCGGGGGCGGGGGCGGGAGCUGCGCUUGCGGACUGUCUCGCCCCGUUGCGACGACUCACAGAUCUUGCUCAGCUUUCAAAGAACUGGCCGGUGCUGAAAUGGCGCAGAUUAUACAUGAACACAACUCCAAGAAAGUUCAGGACCAAAGCCAAGAAAACUCCACUCUAG
Molecule: messenger RNA, 4767 nt
Organism: Diatraea saccharalis (sugarcane borer)
Lineage: Eukaryota; Metazoa; Arthropoda; Insecta; Lepidoptera; Crambidae
Source: the annotation of a GenBank genome assembly